AUGGAAACAUCUGCAGCACAUGAGAACGCCGAGGGAAUAAAAAGCGUGGGAAUAAGGCUUUUAGAGGAGUAUCUGGACAAGGUGGUGUUUAUUCUGAUGCGCGACAACACGACAGUGGAAGGGAUACUCAGAUCGUACGACCAGUACUAUAACGUUCUUUUGGAGAAUGCAAAAGAGAUGACGGUGCUGGAAGAAGAGUACAGCGUUCUCGAGAGCGAGACUGUUUUGCUGCGCGGAGAAAACAUUGUGCUUCUGGGAGAGGGAUCCAUCACAGCAGACGGAAAAAUGAAAAAGAUAGAGCACUCUGAGAUAAUGGAGAAAGUGAAACUGCCAGCAGACGACUUAGACUAUAUUGCAUUGUAA
Molecule: messenger RNA, 363 nt
Organism: Nematocida minor
Lineage: Eukaryota; Fungi; Microsporidia
Product: U6 snRNA-associated Sm-like protein LSm1
Exons: 1
Coding region: 1-363 (120 amino acids)
Biological process (GO): deadenylation-dependent decapping of nuclear-transcribed mRNA
Cellular component (GO): P-body; Lsm1-7-Pat1 complex
Molecular function (GO): RNA cap binding
Source: RefSeq, a predicted model, not a curated record